AUAGCAGUGUAAGACUGGAAACAUCUGGGCUGAAUGGACUUUAGCAUCAAAAGAAGUUCUCAGCUGUUGACUCAAAAAAUUAACUACAUCAAAAUGAAGCAGGUACCAGAGAUCCUUGGAAAUACCAACGGGAAAACUCAGAAUUGUGAAGUGAAUCGUGAGUGUUCUGUCUACUUGGGCAAAGCACAACUUUCUGCCACUCUACAAGAAGGUGUAAUGCAAAAAUAUAAUGGCCAUGAGGCUCUUCCAUUUAUUCCAGCUGAUAAAUUGAAAGAUCUGACCUCUCGUGUGUUUAACGGCGAGUCUGGGGCCCAAGAUGCCAAGCUGCGCUUUGAACCCCAGGAAAUAAAGGGAGUUGGAACACCACCCAACACUACUCCUAUCAAGAAUGGCUCUCCAGAAAUUAAGCUGAAAAUCACUAAAACCUACAUGAACGGAAAGCCUCUUUUUGAAUCAUCCAUCUGUGGAGACAAUGGUGCAGAUGUGUCCCAGUCAGAGGAAAAUGAACAAAAGCCAGCAAACAAGGAGAGGAGAAACAGAAAAAGGAGCAUAAAAUAUGAUUCCUUACUUGAGCAGGGUCUUGUGGAAGCAGCGUUAGUAUCGAAGACUUCAAGUCCCACUGAAAAGAAGGGUCCUGCUAAGAGAGAUCCAGCUCAAAGUACCAUCAAAGAAGACAAAGUCCAUCUGUUGAAAUUUAAUAUAGGAGAUCUAGUGUGGUCAAAAGUGUCUGGUUUUCCAUGGUGGCCCUGUAUGGUUUCUUCUGAUCCUGUUCUCCAUUCCUAUACUAAACUAAAAGGACAGAAAAAAAGUUUUCGUCAAUACCAUGUUCAGUUUUUCGGAGAUGCCCCAGAGCGAGCCUGGAUAUUUGAGAAGAGCCUUGUGCCCUUCAAAGAAAAAGACCAGUUUGAACAAUUAUGCCAGGAAAGUGCGAAACAAGCCCUCACUAAAGCAGAGAAAAUAAAGAUGUUAAAGCCUGUUCCAGGGAAGCUGCGUCCGCAGUGGGAGAUGGGUGUUAAGCAAGCGAGUGAAGCAGUGGGCAUGCGGAAGGCCAAGUACACCUUCAUCUACGUUAGGGACAGACCUCACCUUAAUCCGCAAGUGGCAAAGGAAGUUGGCAUUGCCGUGGAACCGUUAGAGGAGACAGAGGAGUCGUCUUACUCAAACGAAGAAACCACUCAAAAUCUGAAAUCCAUGAAGGAUUCUGGCAUUCCUAACAAGAGGAGGAGAAGGACAUCCAAAUUCUCUGCCGCUGAUGAUACGCAAGAAAGCAGUCAGUCAGGGACUAAGAAUACCACUCCUCAAAAGUCAUCUGAACAGGCAGAAUCCAAAAGAGGGAUAGGCUCCCCUCUCAGUAGAAAGAAGACUCCAGCAUCUACUCCACGAAGCAGGAAGGGCGAUGCAGUGUCUCAGUUUUUGGUCUUUUGUCAGAAGCACAGAGAUGAGGUGGUUGCUGAACAUCCAGAUGCUUCGAGUGAGGAGAUUGAAGAAUUGCUCGAAUCGCAGUGGAACAUGCUUAGUGAAAAACAGAAAGCUCGCUAUAACACAAAGUUUGCCAUAGUGACCUCUCCCAAAUCUGAAGAAGACUCUGGUAACUUACAUGGAAAUAAAAGAAACCAAAAAAAGAGGACAAAGGAACCUACAGAAGAUUUUGAAGUUCAGGAAGCACCUAGGAAAAGACUCAGGAUGGAUAAACAGAAUAAUCGGAAGAGGGAGACAAGCAAUGACAAAACAGCAAAAACAAACUCUUCUAAGGUCACAGAAACCUCCUCUUCACAAAAGAACCAGUCAGCAACGAAAAAUCUGUCUGAUGCAUGUAAACCUCUGAAGAAGCGAAAUCGGGCUUCAGCAGCAGAAUCUUCAACUCUUACUUUUAGCAAGAGUUCAUCUCCUUCAGCUUCCUUAACUGAGAAUGAGAUCUCCGAUGGCCAAGGAGAUGAGCGAUCAGAGUCUCCCUAUGAAAGUGCUGAUGAAACUCAGACUGAAGUGUCUAUAUCAUCCAAAAAAUCUGAGCGAGGAGCAGGAACAAAAAAAGAAUAUGUGUGUCAGCUGUGUGAAAAAACAGGUGAUCUCCUCCUGUGUGAAGGACUUUGCUAUCGAGCUUUUCACCUAAGCUGCCUUGGGCUCUCUGGAAGACCAGCAGGAAAAUUCAUUUGUAGUGAAUGUACAUCAGGUGUGCAUACCUGUUUUGUGUGUAAAGAGAGAAAGGCAGAUGUGAAACGCUGUGUCGUAUCCCACUGCGGGAAAUUCUACCAUGAAGCUUGUGUGAAAAAAUUUCAUCUUACUGUGUUUGAGAACAGGGGGUUUCGAUGUCCUCUCCACAGCUGCCUCAGUUGUCAUGUUAGUAACCCCUCACAUCCACGAAUUUCAAAAGGGAAGAUGAUGCGUUGUGUCCGCUGUCCUGUCGCAUACCAUGCUGGAGACGUUUGCAUUGCUGCGGGAUGUGCCGUCAUCGCUUCCAACAGCAUUGUGUGUUCCAAUCAUUUCACUGCCAUGAAAGGAAAAAGCCAUCACGCGCAUGUCAAUGUGAGCUGGUGCUUUGUGUGUUCAAAAGGAGGAAGCUUGUUGUGCUGCGAGUCGUGUCCUGCAGCCUUUCACCCCGACUGCUUAAAUAUCGAAAUGCCAGAUGGGAGCUGGUACUGCAAUGACUGCAGGGCAGGGAAGAAGCUCCAUUUCCAGGAUAUUAUUUGGGUUAAACUGGGCAACUACAGAUGGUGGCCUGCAGAAGUUUGCCAUCCAAAAAACGUUCCCCCAAAUAUCCAGAAAAUGAAGCAUGAAAUCGGAGAAUUCCCUGUGUUUUUCUUUGGUUCUAAGGAUUACUACUGGACGCACCAAGCGCGGGUGUUCCCUUACAUGGAGGGAGAUAGAGGGAGUAGAUACCAGGGCAUCAAAGGAAUUGGAAAAGUCUUCAAAAAUGCUUUGCAAGAAGCUGAAGCCCGAUUUCGAGAAAUAAAGCUGCAGCGAGAAGCCAAAGAAACCCAGGAAAGUGAACGUAAACCUCCACCGUACAAGCAUAUUAAGGUGAACAAACCUUGUGGUAAAGUGCAGAUUUAUACUGCUGACAUUUCUGAGAUUCCCAAGUGCAACUGCAAACCCACAGACGAAAACCCGUGUGGUUUUGAUUCCGAGUGCCUGAAUCGGAUGCUGAUGUACGAGUGCCAUCCACAAGUGUGCCCGGCGGGAGAGCGGUGCCAAAACCAGUGCUUUACGAAACGCCAGUACCCCGAGACAAAGAUCAUCAAGACUGAUGGGAAAGGGUGGGGACUGGUCUCGGUGAGGGACAUUAAAAAGGGAGAGUUUGUGAAUGAGUAUGUCGGUGAGCUGAUCGAUGAAGAGGAAUGCAUGGCAAGAAUCAAAUACGCACACGAAAAUGACAUUACCCACUUCUAUAUGCUUACGAUUGAUAAGGACCGUAUUAUUGAUGCUGGCCCCAAAGGAAACUACUCUCGGUUUAUGAAUCACAGCUGCCAACCAAAUUGUGAAACUCUAAAAUGGACAGUAAAUGGAGACACUCGUGUCGGGCUGUUUGCUGUGUGUGAUAUUCCUGCAGGGACAGAGCUGACGUUUAAUUACAACCUUGACUGUCUGGGCAAUGAAAAAACAGUCUGCAAAUGUGGUGCCCCAAACUGCAGUGGAUUUCUUGGGGACAGACCAAAGAAUUCUUCCACUAAUGCCUCAGAAGAAAAAGGUAAGAAGACCAAAAAGAGAACACGGAGACGCAGAACAAAAAACGAGUGGAAGAAAGAAUCUGAAGAUGAUUGUUUCCGUUGUGGUGAUGGAGGCCAGCUGGUACUGUGCGACAGGAAAUCUUGUACUAAAGCUUAUCAUCUCUCCUGUCUUGGUUUGGUGAAACGUCCCUUUGGGAAGUGGGAGUGUCCUUGGCACCACUGUGAUGUUUGUGGCAAACCUUCAGUUUCCUUCUGCCACUUCUGCCCAAAUUCUUUCUGUAAGGAACACCAGGACGGGACAGUACUAAAUUCCACGUUGAAUGGACAGUUAUGCUGCUCUGAACACGUUCUUGGGGUGGAUUCUGUUGAAACUCAGAAGACUGAGAAACCCCGCAAAAAACUGAACAAGUUGAAGCCUAAGAGAAAGCAGAGGAACAGAUGGACGAGAGCUGACUGCAAAUAGUCACGGACUGCAGUUUCUGCUGCCAACACUAUCUUGUAGAUAAGUUGUGAAUAUGACCAGGGAAGGACACAAUUUUACAUAUAUUCUGUAAAGGUUAC
Apaloderma vittatum (bar-tailed trogon) is the source of this 4226-nucleotide messenger RNA. It is a transcript of the gene NSD2, whose product is annotated as Wolf-Hirschhorn syndrome candidate 1. Gene Ontology annotation, molecular function: histone H3K36 methyltransferase activity; protein binding. Gene Ontology annotation, biological process: regulation of DNA-templated transcription. Gene Ontology annotation, cellular component: nucleus; chromatin. Lineage: Eukaryota; Metazoa; Chordata; Aves; Trogoniformes; Trogonidae. The record is from RefSeq and is a predicted model, not a curated record.